AUGUCGUUGAUCAUUGGGCCGGAGCAAACUAGUUUUGUGGUUGGUCGUCACAUUACGGGCAAUAUUAUUUUGGCUCAGGAGGCUAUGCAUUCUAUGCGUAACAAAACCGGUAAAAAGGGUUAUAUGGCGAUAAAAAUCGACAUGGAAAAAGCUUACAAUAAGAUUGCUUGGAGUUUCCUUCGUGAAACUCUUGUUCUAGCCAAUAUUCCGGAAAACAUAAUUCAAGUCAUUAUGCAGUGCGUUACCACUACUUCGUUAAUCAUCAUCUGGAAUGGUGCUCCAUUACCUGCGUUCUAUCCCUCUUGCGGCCUUCGGCAAGGUGAUCCGCUACCACCUUAUCUAUUUGUCUUGUGCAUUGAAAGGCUUGCUCACGUUAUCAGCGCUGCAGUUGCGAAUAAUAGCUGGAAACCUCUUCGUAUGGGCUUCUUUGGAUCAAGGGAGGUUGUUAAUCAGGUUCUGAAUGCUUUUUGCAAAGCUUCUAGGAAAAGAGUGAAUAAUGAUAAAACUAAAGUCUUGUUUUCGUCGAAUAUUUUGAGUAACCUGAGCAGUAUUAUUGCUAAUAAUUUAGGCUUUGCUAAAACCCUAGAUUUUGGUAAAUACGUGGUAGUAGAACUUAUUCAUGGAAGAGUGUUUAAGAAACAUUCUGAGGGUUUUGCGGAUCGUAUUCGUAAUAAAUUAACAAGCUGGCAAGCUAAAACGCUCUCUAUGGAAAGGCGUGAUACUCUCAUCAAAUCUGUUAUUUCCUUAAUGCCUAUCUAUUCUAUGCAAAUUAUGUCUAUCCCGCUGGGUUAUUGCAAGAAAAUGGAUGCUAAUUGUCGUAAGUUUCUUUGGGGAUCUGCUUCUGGAAUCCGAGUGCGGUGGGCUGUUUGUGAUGGUCGAAAAGCUCGUUUUUGGCUUGAUCCUUGGCUUGGGGACAAUGUUGUUCUUAAUCAAGUAGUUAUUGCUCAAAUUCCUCCUAAUGAACUUGAUUGCACUAUUAGCUACUAUGCUGAGGAUAAUUAUAAUUGGAGCUGGAAUAAAUUUACUCACCUGCUGCCUGCUGAGUAUUUAAGUAAAAUUGCAAAUAUGUGUCCUCCUAAUAUUGAUAAUGGAAAUGAUUUCAUUUAUUCGGGUCAUUCUCCUUCUAGGUAUUUCUCAAUGAAAUCAGCUUAUAAUCUCAUUGAAGGUCCUAAUUGUAAUGCUAAAAAUAGCUUUUGGAAGGUGGUUUGGGAUUGGGCUAGUCUAGAGCGAAUUAAACAAUUCAUCUGGCUUUCUACACGGAAUCGAGUUUUUAUUGCUAAGGAAGUUAUCAAUGUGUCUCAAGUUUUGGCUGAGAUUCAUGCGCAUAUGCGCUAUAUGCAUUUGGCUUAUUCUGCUUCUGAUUUGAAUAAUCAUGCGGCUAAAGAGAAGGUUACUAUGAGUAUUGGUUGGUCUUGCCCACCCCCUAAUUGGGUUAAUAUCAAUACUGAUGGCGCUUUUAAUCAAAAUUCAGGGUUGCGAGAGCUGGAAGGCUGGGACUGGGAUGUUCAAGUUUGUCAUGUCUACAGAGAAGCAAACAAUGUUGCGGAUCAUUUAGCCUCUAUAAGGAAUGGAAAGUUGAUCGGUCUAGCUAUUCAUGAGAGCAUUCCGAGUAGUUUGGUGCCCUGGAUUCUGCAUGAUAUUCAUGGCACAUCUUAUGACAGGAACAUUUGUGCUUGA
Messenger RNA from Mercurialis annua (annual mercury), 1677 nucleotides. RefSeq lists its product as uncharacterized. The transcript is spliced from 5 exons. The record is from RefSeq and is a predicted model, not a curated record. Bases 1 to 1677 code for a protein of 558 amino acids. NCBI's taxonomy places the organism in Eukaryota, Viridiplantae, Streptophyta, Magnoliopsida, Malpighiales, Euphorbiaceae.